CUAUGGGGGACCCCACACAUGGGCUGUGAAGCUACCUCAUGACACCAGGACGGGAGAAUCUUAAUUCUCAAUCUCCUUCCUCCUCCUCCCCUGCCUCACCAGAUGUACAUAUACAUCCAUGGCGACAGGCUUGCCUCCCAGCAGAAGCAAAGCUUCUUGGGCUUAUCUGCUUGCUGGUGAGCGGCAGAUUACAGAGGAAGAGGAGAUUGCCCUUGUUGAUCCGCAGGGAGGUCUGGAGAUUCUGAAUAGAGGCAAGAGACAGCCUCACAAUUAAGCAAAAGGGAUCAGCAUGAACCUUCACCAAGACAUGGAGAGGGAGCAGAUGAGGAUGGCCAUCCUGAAACAAGAGCAAAUCUUCAGACAGCAGGUUCAUGAGCUGCAUCGGUUGUACCAUGUUCAGAAGCAGCUGAUGCAGCAGAUGCCAACUACCGCGUUGCCGAAUCGAGCUCCGGUGAUCGCCGACGUCAAGCCGAAACCGCAGCUGGACAUUUGGCACAGCGAGAAGGCUACAAAUCCUCAGCAAUUCAUCAGCUUCUCGAGCUACAAGGCGCAUGCCCCUUCACCUGCCCCUGCUCCUGCUCCUUCAGAGGAAUGCAACCUUGAGCUGACACUAGCAACCGGCCCUAGCAGCAGCAACAGCUGCAACGCUGAGAGGCAGCAGGGGAAGCGGCUCAAGUCGUCGUCCAACUCGGAUUCCGGCACGACGGCGGUGUCGUCGACGUCGACGGACUCCGAGCUGGCGCAGUUCAGGGAGGUCGACGUGACGGCGGCGAGGUUUCCCGGCGAGAGUAGGAGGAUGGAUCAGAUGGGGCAAGGUCCAUGGAUGUACCAGUGCUUGAGCCUGAAGACGGCAUGAUGGUGUGAUGACUUUGGUAUGUAGGACUGGGUUUGUAGAUUUCAGAGGGAGACAGAGCACAUGUUUGGUACAUGCACAAUUGUACAUCACAGAGGUGAUUUGUUGCAGCAAACUGGUAAUGAUCGACUUGAUAAUUUCUAUGAACAUACUAACUGAAAAAUGCAAAGCCAUACUGA
Messenger RNA from Setaria italica (foxtail millet), 1032 nucleotides. RefSeq lists its product as uncharacterized. The record is from RefSeq and is a predicted model, not a curated record. Bases 290 to 856 code for a protein of 188 amino acids. Lineage: Eukaryota; Viridiplantae; Streptophyta; Magnoliopsida; Poales; Poaceae. The transcript is spliced from 3 exons.